Lodderomyces parapsilosis is the source of this 222-nucleotide messenger RNA. RefSeq lists its product as uncharacterized. Lineage: Eukaryota; Fungi; Ascomycota; Pichiomycetes; Serinales; Debaryomycetaceae. The record is from RefSeq and is a predicted model, not a curated record. Bases 1 to 222 code for a protein of 73 amino acids. The transcript has a single exon.
AUGUACACUCCAAUCGAGUAUAUACUCACGAUUAUCUCCAUUCUUAAUUUGUGCACCGCAUUUGUAAUUUACAUGGUUGACAAGAGGGAAGGAGUUUCCGUCAAUUCCGGUAAACAUUUCAAAAGUUUUAGAGUUUGUAUCACCAUGUCUAUACUUUUUGGUGUGGCUUCAAUGUGUUUUCUUUUGAAGAAUUACAAAUUAAAUGGUGGAGGUGAGGUGUAA